Molecule: messenger RNA, 1197 nt
Organism: Cercopithifilaria johnstoni
Lineage: Eukaryota; Metazoa; Nematoda; Chromadorea; Rhabditida; Onchocercidae
Source: the annotation of a GenBank genome assembly
AUGAAUUUUAAAAAAGAAAAUGGAAUAUUAUUGAAAUUGUCGAGUGAGGAAUCACCAAGUCUUCAGAGAAUUAAUGCAGAUUUAUCAAAAGAGGAAGUUGAGAAAGGAGAAACAGGAAAAAUAAUGUAUGCUAUUAGUUCAGGAAGCUCGAGAAGUAUGGAAAGAUUAGGAGAUGAAUCAGCAGAUUAUGAUAAAAAGAGACCCUACUAUUACAAUGAUUUGUUGGAUGGGAUUCCAGAGAGUCUUCAAAGUAUCGAAGAGGAUUUGCCACAAACCAGAAAAGAAAGCUCUAGACCAAAUCUCUGCAAUCAGGCAUAUUCGGAAAGUCUAAAAGAGAAGAAACUGAUGAUGCCAAUAACGAAAAGAACACCGCGUCCUUUCUGUUACGACGAAUUUUUGGAUGGUGUGACGGAAAGUCUUAUAAGCUUAGCCGAACUGAAAGCUAAUGAAAUAAAGGUGACUGCGACGAGCGAUUCUGAAUGCCCAUUGACAAAACUGCCAUCUCACAUGCAGAAAGUAUCCAACGAUCAUGGAGUCAAGAAAGCAGAAAAUAUUGCUGAAAACGAAUCGGAGGAGAGCGGAAUAAACAUGGUUCAAGGAAUGCAGAUAAAAGUGUCCAAUGGAAAUAUUUGGGAGAAUGCAUUAAGCGCUCAGAAACUUGUGUGUGGUGAAAAUGUGAUGGAUUUCACAUCCAACUAUAUUUUUUCCAAGAAAAGUCUGGAAAGGGCGAUGAAACUAGAACAUAAAUUUUUAUGGAAACAACAACAACACAUCUCCGAUUUUUGCCAAAGUGAAGCAGUGGAUAAAGGAAAGAAUCGGUCGCCGAAUGUAGUAAACUUUAAUGAAGGUGCUGUACGUCUGCUUCCAACAAUAAUGAAUGACUCUCGAUAUAUCCAUGCGUCGCAAAUUAACAUCUCCUACGGCAAUUUUAUCAUCACGCAGGGUCCAACGAAACAAUCGCUGAUCGAUUUCUUCCGGAUGCUGUGGCAGUGUCACGUAUUAUUAGUGAUUUGUCUCGAACCACUUACCGAUCAAAGGACUUGCUAUCCAUAUUUCAGCUUUAAAAAACAACAAGUAGUUAAGGCGAGGGAAAGGAUUUCUCUAGAGACCCGAGAAGUUAUUGAGACGCCAGUGGCAAAUUUAUUUGUGUACGAAGCUAUACUUACGAACAUGGAAAUCAAAGAUGGCGGUAAGUAA